AUGUCAGCACUAGAUAGACUACAAAAAUGUUUACAAGAACUUACGGAUUGUCGUCAGAGGAUAAUACAAAAUGUGAAAAGUAAUCUUUUUUUUGACAGUGCCAGUGAGGCUAUUAGAUAUUGUGAAGAUAUUGAACAAAUAACUUUAAAUGAUAUUGACGUUCAAGAACUAGGUCUCGCGUCGAAAUUUCUAUUUGAUCCGAAAACAGGAAUAAUUAAAUUUUUAGUAGACACCGCCCAAAUAAUUGACUCAACACUUUCUAAAGCAAAGAUAGCUCUUUUAGAAUUUCUAUUUCUUUAUAUACAAAAAGUAAGAUCCGAUAUUGAGCCAUAUUCAAUCAAGAUUAGGGACGCGUGUUUCACACUUCAACAUAAUGAUGAAGCUGUUGUACGUGCUGCUUCUUUUAAACCAAUGGUUGCAAUGUUGGAUUCAAGUGUACGAAUAAUUGAUCCUAAUAAAAUGCACAUGGAAAAUAUAAUUCAACGAUAUCUGGAUUGUAUUUUUGUUCAGAGUAAAAUGAAUCAAAGUGUUAAAGUUAUGGCAGGAAUUCUUACCACGUUGGGUAUAAUCGCAUAUAGAUUUCCUGAACAUUCUAAAAAGGAUUGCGACAAACUUUUACGUGUUUUCAUAAACAAGCUAAAAGAUCCAGAUCAUUCAAAUGCUGCUUUUAAAGGAUUGCAUUCCUUCUUAUUUAGUUUUCCUGAUUUGUUGAAGAAAGCUAAUCAAGAGGAAUAUGUAUUUCAAUGCAUUUUAAGAAGUAUUAACAUGGUCGAGAACGAAAGUCAUUAUGAUAUUGCGAAAACUGGUUUCGAUUAUAUAUCUGAUCAUUCAAACAUAUUUGGACAUCAUUAUUUGCAACAAUAUCGUGAGGUGUGGGCUUGUCUUUGGAAAUGUCGUGAUCAUAAAAAUAAUGACGUUAGACGUGCGGCGUUUAAAUCUAUUGGAGAAUUUUUAAAAAAGGUUGCCGUUUUGUUGAAUUCAAAUUUUAUUGGGUCUCAUGAAAAAGAAUGUGUGGAGGAAGUAGUAUCAAAGGAUCAGCAAACAAAAGAUCUUUCUAUUGCUGUUCGAGGUGUAGGAUAUUUUGCCGCACCAGCAAAAAAAUUUAUGGAAGAAGAUAGGUUACAACAACUAUUCCAGGAUUUGCUUAAGCCAAGUGCUUGGGUAGUUUCAAG
This is a messenger RNA of Dentiscutata erythropus, 1172 nucleotides long. NCBI's taxonomy places the organism in Eukaryota, Fungi, Glomeromycota, Glomeromycetes, Diversisporales, Gigasporaceae. The record is from the annotation of a GenBank genome assembly.